Dendrobium catenatum is the source of this 1823-nucleotide messenger RNA. RefSeq names its product cyclic dof factor 1. The transcript is spliced from 2 exons. Gene Ontology annotation, biological process: regulation of DNA-templated transcription. The record is from RefSeq and is a predicted model, not a curated record. Gene Ontology annotation, molecular function: DNA binding; DNA-binding transcription factor activity. The coding region runs from base 125 to 1579 and encodes 484 amino acids. Lineage: Eukaryota; Viridiplantae; Streptophyta; Magnoliopsida; Asparagales; Orchidaceae.
UUCUGCGCUUUUCCUUCAGCUGGCGUUUGUAAAUCGCUUUGCGACUUUCCGGUCUGCUUUUGGAGUGCUAAUCCGAACUCGAUUGAGGGGCUCGAGGUUGAAGACAAAGUUAGGGCGGGUGAGAAUGUCUGAGGGGAGAGAUCCGGCGAUCAAGCUGUUUGGGAGGAAGAUCCCGUUACAGGAGGGGCAGACACGGAUGGAUGAAGGGGAUGUAGCCGAUUCGGGUUCGGCGGCAGAGCCACCGCCGCCGCCGUUGGAGGAGAAGGAUACAUGCAAAGAAAAAGCAAAAAUUGAAGUCGCUAAUAAGCUGGGUGCGCCAGGGGAGCUGGACCCAAAGAAGGCACUUGACUCCUCUGUUUUGAACAAUUCUUCUGUAGUUGUCGAAGAAUCUUCAACAGAGUCCGCAAAACCAGUUGAAGAAACACAGCCUGAACAGGAUCACAAAGAGGCUGACAUUGCAGGUCAAGAUAAGCUUCUCAAGAAGCCAGACAAGCUUCUUCCAUGUCCUCGCUGCAACAGUAUGGACACCAAGUUCUGUUAUUACAAUAAUUACAAUGUCAACCAACCAAGACACUUCUGUAAGAACUGUCAAAGAUAUUGGACCGCAGGAGGAUCAAUGAGGAAUGUUCCUGUGGGUGCUGGAAGGCGAAAAAACAAACACACUGGAUCAGGCUACCGUCAUACAGUGAUUACACCUGAUUCAUUGCCAUCAGUUCAAGUAGAUGGUCCUGAUCUAAUUGAUCCUAAACCCUUGUCGCCCUUCAAGGUUAAUGGCACUAUACUAAAGUUUGGACCAGAAGCUCCUCUCUGUGAUUCCAUGGCUUCCAUACUAAACCUUGGAGAGCAGAACUUAGCUUCACAGCUGGACUUUACUACCGGUGCGGAGAACAGAGAGGAAACUUCAUGCUCAUCAGCCUGUAAGCCCAAAGAAAAUGGUUUCCCUGAAAAAACACAACAAAAUCCCAUGAAUUCAUACUGUAAUGGAAUUACACCUUUGCCUCAAAUACAAUAUUUCCCAGGGCCUCCUUGGGCAAGUCACUGGAAUCCAGGAUGGAACAAUUUUGCUGCUGCCAUGGCAGCAACUGGGUGCUCUCCUGAACUUCUUCCUGUUCAAGACAAUGGCAUUCUUUGGCAUCAACCGGCAUUGAUUACUUCUUCUUUCUGUCCUCAUCCUCCUCUUCCAUUUCCAUUCAUAUCUCCUUCAUUUUGGGGUUGGACUGGAGGACCAUGGAAUCUACCAUGGCUAGGAAGUAGUAAUGGAGUAUCACUGUCAUCCUCCAAAAGCACCAGUUACUGUUCAGGAAAUGGUUCUCCAACCUUAGGCAAGCAUUCCAGGGAGGAGAAGACAGAGAAGUCCCUGUGGAUUCCCAAGACCCUGAGAAUCGACGACCCAGAUGAAGCUGCAAAGAGCUCAAUUUUCGCUACUCUCGGCAUCAAACAUGAUGAAGUUAGUAAGUUCAAAGCUUUCUCAUCCAGUAAUGGAAAUGGAAAGGGAGAUUCUUCAAAGACCGCACUAGCAUUGCAUGCCAAUCCAGCUGCACUGUCUCGAUCUCGAUCUUUUCAGGAGAUUAUAUCAUAAGCUGUUACUGCUUAGAUCUGAAAAUUAUGUUCUGUAAUUGUAGAUAGAGCUAUCUUCAGCUUCAGUAAGGAAGCUAUUCUGAGUUGUUUUUGGACGAUCAAAAGCUCCCAUGGAAUGGCUGAGACCUUUCUGCUGUUCUCUGCAAUUUUGGAUGUAGUUAUGCUGUAAAUUAUGAUAAUAAUGUUCCAUAAUUCUGUCUGAUGCCAUGGCUUGCAAUAAUAAUGUUUUUUUUUUUUUGUUUUAA